This is a messenger RNA of Ahaetulla prasina, 6322 nucleotides long. RefSeq names its product zinc finger protein 883-like. The transcript is spliced from 6 exons. Bases 495 to 2387 code for a protein of 630 amino acids. The record is from RefSeq and is a predicted model, not a curated record. NCBI's taxonomy places the organism in Eukaryota, Metazoa, Chordata, Lepidosauria, Squamata, Colubridae. Gene Ontology annotation, biological process: regulation of DNA-templated transcription.
CCCAUUCCGCUCCCUCUCCUGUCAUCCACGCUCCGCCUAGGCAAAACGGAAGCGGGGGGAGGCCGGGGAGGGGAAUCAUUUGCUCGCGAUGGGCUCCCUGAAGGGCAGAACCGGCGUCCCCUCCUACGGGUGAUUUUCUGCACAGGGAGCCCUGUGGAUGGGGAGCUCCAUUGCCAGAGGCCGGCCUGGAUCUAAGGUCCCCGUCCCCGCCUCCCCCAUGGUGGCGAUUUCCCAAGUCCAGACGCUGCCAUCUGGUUCCCAGCAGAGGGCGCUCUCUUCGCUGUCGAAUGACUAUUCAGAUUCUGAGACAAGGAUCUUUGGAGUCCCAACAGAGACUAAUUUGCCCGGUGGUGCCAUUGGCCGAAAGAUUCCUGCGGAUCCUGGCAAAGGAGACGAAGGAAGGUUCUGAGUACUUAAUUGUGUGGAUCGGGCAAAUCUCUUUCAAGAUCCAUAAGAAUAAAAGUUAACAACAGCUUGCCUCACUAGUGAACAAAAUGGAGUCACUGCUAUUCAUCAAAUCAUCUCCUUGUACUAGUGGAGUUGAAAGAGUCCCUGAUUCCUCAACUCAGGAUCCUGUGUCCUUUGAGGAGGUGGCCGUUCAUUUCACCAGCGAAGAGUGGUUGCUGCUUGAUCCCAAUCAGAAAUCCCUGCAUCAAGAAGUCAUGAUGGAAAUGUCUAGAAUUGUGGCCUUUUUAGCAUUUCAUGUGCAGAAGAAUGACAAUUACCAAGAGCCAAGUGCAGUUCCAUUGGAAGUAAUCAAAAGUGAAAUACCAGAAGAGACAUCUGCAAAUAAGUGGGAAAGGAGGAAACAUGAAAAAAAACAAUCUUACCAUUGCAAAGAAAAAUCUAUUCUUGAAAGUGCAGAAAUGGAUAGCUUCCUGACCCAGCAUGAUUCCAAAGAAAACAGUACAGCAAAUUGUCGAGGAAGCAGAACAAGAUUCAAGGCAAAUUGCAACUUUAGUAACCACUGCAAAAUUGAAAAGAGCUUCAGCAGUAAUAAUGUUGUUUCACAUAAAAUUAUCCAGACAAAGGAGAAGCCCUACAAAGAUGUGGACCGUGGAAAGAGGAUUGGGUGGAAAGGUAAUCUAACUUCCAAUAAAAGGAUUCAUACAGGGGAAAAGCCCUAUAAGUGCAUGCUCUGUGAAGAACGAUUCAAUGUAAAGAGUUCCUUUACUGCUCAUAAAAGGAUUCACGCAGGAGAAAAAUCCUACAAAUACAUGGAAUGUAGAAAGAGGUUCAGGAACAGAGAGUGGCUGAAAUCCCAUAAAAUGAUCCGUCCCCAGGAAAAACCUUAUAAAUGUGUAGUCUGUGGGAAAAAAUUCAGUGUAAAGUGUUCCCUUACUUCUCAUAAAAGGAUCCAUACUGGAGAAAAACCCUUUAAAUGCCUGGAGUGUGGAAAGAGCUUCAGACAAAGUGGUGACCUUGCAUCCCAUAAAAGGAUCCAUACAGGAGAGAAACCGUAUAAAUGCCUUGAGUGUGGAAAGAGCUUCAGUAUGAAUUGUUCGCUUACUUCUCAUAAACGGAUCCAUACAGGAGAGAAACCCUUUAAGUGCAUAGAAUGUGGGAAGAGCUUUUGUCAAAGCAGUACGCUGGCUUCCCAUAAAAGGCUCCACACAGGGGAAAAACCCUAUACAUGCAUGGAGUGUGGAAAGUGCUUCAGGAACAGCAGUUAUCUGAACUCUCAUAAAAGAAUUCACACAGGAGAGAAACCCUAUAAAUGCCCGGAAUGUGGAAAGAGUUUCAGUAUAAAAAGUUAUCUUACGUCUCAUAAAAGGAUCCAUACAAACGAGAAACCAUUUAAAUGCAUAGACUGUGGGAAGGGCUUUUGUCAGAGCAGUACGCUUGCUUCCCAUAAGCGGGUUCAUACAGGAGAGAAACCCUAUGAAUGCACAGAGUGUGGAAAGAGCUUCAGGAACAGCAGUUACCUGAACUCCCAUAAAAGGAUCCACACAGGUGAGAAACCCUAUAAAUGCCUAGAAUGUGGGAAGAGCUUCAACCAAAGCAGUCAGCUUAUUUCCCAUAACAGGAUCCAUACAGGGGAAAAACCUUAUAAAUGCACAGACUGUGGAAAGACCUUUAUUGUUUGUGGCCAAUUGACUUAUCAUAAAAGGUCCCACACAGGAGAGAAACCCUAUAAAUGCCUGGAAUGUGGAAAGGGCUUCUGUUACAGCCGUUCCCUUAUUUCUCAUAAGAGGGUCCACACCGGUGAGAAAUCAUAUGUAUGUAAUGAAUGUGGAAAGUGUUUGAGUACAAGCAGCUCCCUUACUUACCACAUUAGUACGCACACACGGAAGAAAUUGUAUCAGUGCAUGGAAUGUGGGAAGAAUUUCAGGUUGAAAACUCACUUUACAUCCCAUAAGAGGAUCCACACGGAGAAGAAAUCUUAGGAAUGUAUGGAAUAGUAAUAGCACUUGGACUUGUGUAUAGUGGCAUAUAGUGCUUUAUAGCAGGGGUCACCAACCUUUCGGACCUCAGGGACCACUAAAUUCAUAAUUUUAAAUCCCACGGACCACUAAUAUGAUCUGCCUAAUGACCGGCUGAUUGGGCAUGGUUAGGUAAUCAUGUGGCUGAGUGGGUGUGGCCAACUCGAUGUCACUCAUGUUGAAGGGCAUCUCGCAAACUUCUAUCACCCCUCCCCUCCCAGCCACUCCUCGCCUCCCUGCUCGGGCUCCUUAGGGCCCCAACAGGAAGCAAUUGUUGGAGCUAAGCAGCCACCAUGAGAAAGAGUUGGCAAAACAGCUGGUUCAGUUCAAAUUGGAUCUGACAGAAGGAGGCUCAGCAGAAGCACCUCACUGAGGACUAUGAGCAUAGGCUUUCCAAGCAGAGGGAAGACCUGCAGGAGUGGAAGGCCAGGUACCGGCAUCUGGAGGCUCAGCGAGCUGAGAUGGUCAACCAGUUCCAGGCCAUGAGGCAGUCCCACUGGAACAAGGCCCUCCAGCUCUUCGCCACCAGUGGCACUUCCCUCCAGCCUUCGCCCAAAGCCCCACAACAGGAGGCUGAAGCAGACCCCAAAUUGGAAUUUCCAUCCCCCUCCGACCUGCACAAAAAGACCCCAAAGGAGGAGACUCUUUGCAGCAACACAAACAUUCAUUGAACGUAUCUGUCCCAGGGGCCGUAGUUUGAGGACCCCUGAUUUAGUGCAAUAUAAAAAAUGCAAAUAACUUUUCUGUGGACCAGCAAAAUUUUCUCAUGGACCACCAAUUGGUGACCGCUGCUUUAUAGCACUUUCUGGGUGGUUUACAGUGUUAGCAUAUUGCCCUGACAAUCUUGGUCUUGAGUAAACCUUGAGCCGAUCAGGAUUGAACUGCAGACUCUGCGCAGAGUUAGCUUGCAAUGUGGAAAGACUUUUUGUGAAAUGUGGACCCUUCUCAUGAAAGAAUCCAGAGGGGGGAAAAUAUCCAUGCAUGGUAUUUGGAAAGCAAUCAACUGAUUUCCCAUAAUACGACCCACAUCAGAGAAAUGCCUUUAGGGACCAAAGUGUCCUUAAUUUCUGUAAAAGGAUCUACUGUGACCUUUGAAAUGAUAUAAAUAUAUGGAAUGCAAAAAUAAGUUCAGUAAGGACUCUGAAAAGAGAUUGAGGUGAACAGUCUUCCUUUUUUCAGAAGAUUGCCGUAGGAGAAACUGAAUAAAUGUAAUCAUUUUGGGAAGAGCUCCCAGGAUAGAUUUCUUAAUUCCAGAAGUAUUAUUUAGUUAGGUCUGAUUCUAGAAAAUCUGUUAUUAAAUUAUCCUGCUCUUUACUCCAAAAAAUCUCAAAUCUCAAAAUCUGGUCAAACAACUUUAGGUAGAAGUAACAUGUGAAGUGAAUCUGGGAUCAGACUCCAAGUUUUGUGGAGAAAGUGGUAUAUGUAAAUUAAUCUGGGAAAACAUAUUUUAGCUCUAAUUGUAUUGAAAAUAUCAGGAUUUAAACACUUGUAUUUAAGCUAUUGGUUGCUUUUUUAAAUACAUAAUCUGAUUUGCAUAACUUGUUUAUCUGAGACAAUCUUCCAAUGAUUACAUGUACAUGGCUGCUUAGCUGACUAUUUCUCUGGUACAAAAUAUCAUCCCGCUGAAAGCAAAAGAGCAGUCAGUGAGUUUAUGAUUGCAACUGUUGCCUCUUUAAUAAUGGUUUUACUGAUCCAACAGUGUUCCUAGUGAGCAAUGUAUAUGUUGUGUCUACCGAGCCGGGCCUGCUGCCAGAAAGUGACUUGGAGCCAGGCCUUCUGCCAGAAAGUGACUUGGAAAGUGAGGGGGAAGGGCCGUCAGGACUUACCUCAGGAGCACCGGCUUCUCUGGCUCAGCUCCAGGAGCCAGAAGCAGGCCAGGUGGAAGAGAUAACGAGGCCUCCGUCCCCUGACUCUUUCCCCCCCCAGGCCAUGCCUUCAGACCCAGCUGAUGGCAAUCAGGCAUGGUUGAACCCUAGGUUUCGUAGGCAGGAGAGGAGAGAACAACAGAAGCAGGGGUGGGGCAGGCCUAGGAAGUGCUGAGUCAUGGAGCCACACCCCACAGGAUAUAAAGGCAGUGAGCACUGCUGUGUCUCUUCGUAGCCGGCAAAUCAACUGAUUAACUAAGAGCUGAAGUGACUCACCAGCGUCGAGGGAGAUAUCAGAGAACUUGGCAGACGUUCGCUAUUCUGCUGCCAGAGCUGAUAGUGCUGGCUAAUUAAGCCGUCACUUGGAUGGAGGCGAAGGAGAACAGAACAGUAUAUAUAUAUAUAUAUUAAUAUAUAUAUAUAUAUUUAGAAAUAGAAAUAUAUAUAUAUUUCUCCAGGCCCAGACAAGAUAACUCCUUCUUGCUUAAAAGUCUGUGCUGACCAAUUGGCCCCCAUCUUCACCCAUAUUUUCAAUAAAUCACUAGAGAUGUGUUAUGUUCCUUCUUGCUUCAAACGCUCUACCAUCAUCCCAGUGCCGAAGAAGCCCACCAUCAAGGAACUGAAUGACUACAGACCAGUUGCUUUAACAUCUGUAGUCAUGAAAACCUUUGAAAGGCUAGUGCUUUCCUACUUGAAAACCAUCACGGAUCCGCUGUUAGACCCCUUGCAAUUUGCAUACCGAGCAAAUAGAUCAACAGAUGAUGCUGUUAAUAUGGCUCUGCACUACAUCCUACAACAUCUUGAGUCUCCAAAGACCUAUGCAAGGGUCCUUUUUGUAGACUUUAGUUCAGCAUUCAAUACCAUCAUUCCAGACAUUCUUCUAACUAAGCUAAACCAGCUACAGGUACCGGAACAGACUUGUAAGUGGAUCACAAGCUUCCUAACAAACAGGAAGCAGCAGGUGAAGCUAAGCAAGAUCACAUCAAAUACCUGUACAAUUAGCACAGGGGGCCCCCAAGGCUGUGUGCUCUCCCCACUUCUCUCUGUAUACCAAUGACUGCAUCUCCAAUGAUCCAUCUGUUAAGCUACUGAAGUUCGCAGAUGACACAACAGUGAUUGGUCUCAUUCGAGACAAUGACGAAUCCACAUAUAGACGAGAGGUCGAACGACUAGCCUUGUGGUGCAACCAAAACAAUCUGGAACUGAACACACUCAAAACCGUAGAAAUGGUGGUAGACUUUAGGAAAAACCCUUCCAUACUUCCACCUCUCACAAUACUUGACAACAUAGUAUCAACAGUAGAAACCUUCAAAUUUCUAGGUUCUAUCAUAUCGCAAGAUCUAAAAUGGACAGCUAACAUCAAAAACAUCAUUAAAAAAGGACAAUAAAGAAUGUUCUUUCUGCGCCAACUCAGUAAGCUCAAAGUGCCCAAGGAGCUGCUGAUUCAGUUCUACAGAGGAAUUAUUGAGUCUGUCAUUUGCACCUCUAUAACUGUCUGGUUCGGUUCUGCAACCCAACAAGAAAAACACAGACUUCAGAGAAUAAUUAGAACUGCAGAAAAAAUAAUUGCUACCAACCUGCCUUCCAUUGAGGACCUGUAUACUGCACGAAUCAAGAAGAGGGCCGUGAAAAUAUUUACAGACCCCUCGCAUCCUGGACAUAAACUGUUUCAACUCCUACCCUCAAAGCGACGCUAUAGAGGACUGCACACCAGAACAACUAGACACAAGAACAGUUUUUUCCCAAAGGCCAUCACUCUGCUAAACAAAUAAUUCCAUCAACACUGUCAAAUUAUUUACUGAAUCUGCACUACUAUUAAUCGUCUCAUAGUUCCCAUCACCAAUCUCUUUCCACUUAUGACUGUAUGACUAUAACUUGUUGCUGGCAAUCCUUAUGAUUUAUAUUGAUAUAUUGACCAUCAAUUGUGUUGUAAAUGUUGUACCUUGAUGAACGUAUCUUUUCUUUUAUGUACACUGAGAGCAUAUGCACCAAGACAAAUUCCUUGUGUGUCCAAUCACACUUGGCCAAUAAAGA